Racocetra persica is the source of this 398-nucleotide messenger RNA. Lineage: Eukaryota; Fungi; Glomeromycota; Glomeromycetes; Diversisporales; Gigasporaceae. The record is from the annotation of a GenBank genome assembly.
AUGGUUCGCAUUCAUCUUUUAUGGCAUCCAAUUAUACCAAUAGAGAGUUCAGGUUCAUCAAAUUUUUUAAAUAUGAACCAAAUUUGGGAUAAAAGUGUUAAGGAACAAUACAAUUAUUGUUACAAAAAUAAUCUAAAACACAUUUGGUGUUAUUUGUGGUCAGAGUGGUACCACCCUGAAAUGUGGAAACUAUGGGCGCAGGCAUCAAAUCUAAAACUUAAUGUUUUACGAAGUACAAUGGUCAUUGAAAGCCAUUGGCGGGUCUUGAAGCAUGAUUUUUUUUCAAGUUAUAAUCGUGCUCGACUUGAUUUAAUUAUUUAUAUUAUCAUUGUAAAGGUUAUACCACGUCAAAUUGAUCGGUUACAGUUAUUUCGUGAUAAUCGGUAUAUGCCAAAGUG